AUGAGUUGCCAAUCUUUUACUUCAGCUGAUACUUUUAUACCUCUGAAUUCUGACGCUUCUGCAACUCUGCCUCUGAUAAUGCAUCACAGUGCCGCCGAGUGUCUACCAGUCUCCAACCAUGCCACCAAUGUGAUGUCUACAGUCUUGCCUAUUUUGUCUUUGAUUCAAACUCCUAAAUGUUUGCACACACAUUCUUCGGUGAAAAUGUUGGGAAACGCAGCAACGGGACUUCAUUAUUCUGUUCCUUCCUGUCAUUAUGGAAAUCAGCCAUCAACCUAUGGAGUGAUGGCAGGUAGUUUAACCCCUUGUCUUUAUAAAUUUCCUGACCACACCUUGAGUCAUGGAUUUCCUCCCAUACACCAGCCUCUCCUGGCAGAGGACCCCACAGCUGCUGAUUUCAAGCAGGAACUCAGGCGGAAAAGUAAAUUGGUUGAAGAGCCAAUAGAUAUGGAUUCUCCAGAAAUCCGAGAACUUGAAAAGUUUGCCAAUGAAUUUAAAGUGAGAAGAAUUAAGUUAGGUAUGUGCUUAUUAAGAGCAAUGGGUAUUGCUGCCAAAGAUGCUCUGGAGAGACACUUUGGAGAACAGAAUAAACCUUCCUCUCAAGAGAUCAUGCGGAUGGCUGAAGAACUGAAUCUUGAAAAAGAAGUAGUAAGAGUUUGGUUUUGCAACCGAAGGCAGAGAGAAAAACGUGUGAAAACAAGUCUGAAUCAGAGUUUAUUUUCUAUUUCUAAAGAGCAUCUUGAAUGCAGAUAAAAUUUGUUACUGUGCAAUCAUCGUUUUUUUCCUACUUUUCAUUCCUUUCCAUUCCUCAACAAAAAUAGACAUUAGUUACUU
Molecule: messenger RNA, 834 nt
Organism: Propithecus coquereli (Coquerel's sifaka)
Lineage: Eukaryota; Metazoa; Chordata; Mammalia; Primates; Indriidae
Gene: POU1F1
Product: POU class 1 homeobox 1
Exons: 4
Coding region: 1-753 (250 amino acids)
Biological process (GO): regulation of transcription by RNA polymerase II
Molecular function (GO): RNA polymerase II cis-regulatory region sequence-specific DNA binding; DNA-binding transcription factor activity, RNA polymerase II-specific
Source: RefSeq, a predicted model, not a curated record